GACUUUGAUGUAAAUAUAUGUAUAUGUACAUAGCGCAUAUCAUAUGCCUUAUGUGCUUAGCUGUGUGUACAUUAUGUGCACAUACUUGUGAGGGGCGCGAUCUGCGUAUUCCGAAGUGGGGUAGUGUUAUCUCUGAUAUCUUUGUGCCAUCAUCAUUGCCAACUGUUGAGGGGCAGCUUGGUGCACACUCGCGGGCAGCUCUUUAGUUCCCACUAUAAAUACAUUUAGAGAGCUGCAUGUUUAUUAGUUAUGAUAUUCAUCAUAUGGCUGGAUAGUUGGAACUCUUGAAACGCCCUCUGCUGUUUGGACACGCAUUUAUGGGAAGGGAAUUAAACGAAACGACAUGGGAUGGUGCUCAUUUUGGACGGAAUGCUCUGGGAUGCAUAUUCAGAUUUCCACAUCCAGUUGCGGCCCGAUGCUCCCCCUUUUCGGAAACAAAAACGAGAAAAUAAGAUGGUACUGAACAGAACUGAACUGAACUGAGGAGACCGAAAGAACCGAAACAACACACAUAGUUGGAAGUUGGAAAACAAACACACAUGUUGAUCAUGCAUGAAAGCGAACCGCUGCUCCCCCGCCCCACAAAAUAUCACCCCAUCCCAUGAAACCCCGUAUUUGGAUAGUUGGAUAAAUGGAUGGAUGGAUGAGGUUCCCAAUCCCGUUCCCAGAAGCAUAUAACCACCACGCACCGGAAACAACGUUAAAUGCGUAACAAGGCGCUUUUUAAUUUAACCGAUCCAAAUAAAAGAAUUAAAUAAAUGGAAUUGUGUGCACAUGCAAAGCAGUUGGGACAGCAGCGUUAUCAGCAGGGUGAAAAACGCACGAAAACGCAUGACAAACCCCGGCUUAAUUGAAAUUGUCAUUGAUUCAAUACGCAACAUACGCAGCAUAUCACUGAUGGUGGUUGGGUUCUUUUCACUGGAAAAAGCGAAACUGAAUCCAUUUGAUUGCAUUUGUGUCGCAAGAAGGAACACCACAUUGCUUCCAUCGCUUUUUCGCUUAUCAACGGGAGAAGAAAGGAAAAUGUACGUUUAAUUGGUCGUAAAAAGUGCAUUACUGGUAGAGUCGCUGAUAGCUUCUAGCCGGCUGUUCGCAAUGAUAACAGUGUAACAAAUUCCAGAGGAGCCCCCUUCAAAGGCGAGAUUCCAAAAAAAGAAGGAGCGUUUCGAAAGUCUGAAGCAUAACUAGAAGAUAAGGGUCUACUUGACAGCAUAGCGAAACUAUUGUGUAUAUUUCCAAAUUUCAAUUGGAAACGAAACGGGGCCAGUCAAUCGCUUAAGUUAUCGGAAUAAUCGCUUGAAUUGCGUGAAGCUAUCGCCGCAAAGUGAAUUGGUUUCGCCCCAAAAGUCAGAAUGGACCAGGACAUGGAUAUGGGUAUGGGCAUGGCAACGGGCAUGGUGCCGGACGCCGAGAUGCUGAUGGAUGACACGGGGGCCACGCAGUCGAUCUACCCGCAUUCGGCGACAUUAUUCGCGGCCAUUAGCGCCUGUGUCUUUGUGACGAUCGGCGUUCUUGGCAAUUUAAUUACCCUGCUGGCGCUGCUCAAGAGCCCCACGAUACGGGAGCACGCCACAACCGCCUUUGUCAUCUCGCUGAGCAUAUCAGACCUGCUCUUCUGCUCCUUCAGUUUGCCUCUGACCGCAGUGCGAUACUUCCAGGAGAGCUGGACUUUUGGGACCACGUUGUGCAAGAUCUUUCCGGUGAUCUUCUACGGCAAUGUGGCCGUUUCACUCCUCAGCAUGGUGGGCAUCACCCUGAACAGAUAUACGCUCAUCGCUUGCCACAGCCGCUACUCGCAGAUAUACAAGCCCAAGUUCAUAACCCUGCAGCUGUUGUUCGUUUGGGCCGUGUCCUUUCUGCUGCUGCUGCCGCCCAUACUGGGCAUCUGGGGCGAGAUGGGCCUGGACGAGGCCACCUUCUCCUGCACAAUACUCAAGAAGGAGGGGCGAUCGAUCAAGAAGACACUGUUCGUGAUCGGCUUCCUGCUGCCCUGCCUGGUGAUCAUCGUCUCGUACUCGUGCAUCUACAUUACGGUGCUGCACCAGAAGAAGAAGAUACGCAACCACGAUAACUUCCAGAUCGCGGCAAGUGCGGGGGCCAAGGGCUCCUCGUCGUCCGCCGGCGGAUCCUACAUAACCACCACGUGCACGCGAAAGGCGCGCGAGGACAACCGACUGACCGUCAUGAUGGUCACCAUCUUCCUGUGCUUCCUCGUCUGCUUCCUGCCACUCAUGCUGGCCAAUGUGGUGGACGACGAGCGCAAAACCUCGUACCCCUGGCUGCACAUAAUCGCCUCCGUGAUGGCCUGGGCGUCCAGCGUCAUUAACCCGAUCAUCUAUGCGGCCAGCAAUCGCAACUACAGAGUGGCCUACUACAAGAUCUUUGCGCUGCUCAAGUUCUGGGGCGAACCGAUGUCGCCGAUGCCGAGUAGAAACUAUCACCAAAGCAAGAACUCCAAGGAGCUGUCGGGCGUCAUCCGCAGCACGCCUCUCUUUCACGCUGUGCAGAAGAAUAGUAUUAACCAAAUGUGCCAAACAUAUUCAGUAUGAUCGAGAUAGCAGACGAGUCUUUGUCUUAGAGCUUGUAAUGCAUAUUAAUUACCUACUUAUUACUUGUUAGUUCAUAAUUAUUUACGAUGUACGGCCGUGCUUACAUCAAAGACAAUCGAAUUAAAUACAUAUACGUAGACCAAUUGAGAA
Molecule: messenger RNA, 2699 nt
Organism: Drosophila erecta
Lineage: Eukaryota; Metazoa; Arthropoda; Insecta; Diptera; Drosophilidae
Gene: Tre1
Product: protein trapped in endoderm-1
Exons: 7
Coding region: 1353-2549 (398 amino acids)
Biological process (GO): G protein-coupled receptor signaling pathway
Cellular component (GO): membrane
Molecular function (GO): G protein-coupled receptor activity
Source: RefSeq, a predicted model, not a curated record